Pseudozyma hubeiensis SY62 is the source of this 1329-nucleotide messenger RNA. RefSeq lists its product as hypothetical. The record is from RefSeq and is a predicted model, not a curated record. Gene Ontology annotation, biological process: base-excision repair, AP site formation; DNA alkylation repair; base-excision repair. The transcript has a single exon. Gene Ontology annotation, cellular component: protein-DNA complex; nucleus. Gene Ontology annotation, molecular function: DNA-3-methyladenine glycosylase activity; alkylated DNA binding; DNA-7-methylguanine glycosylase activity. NCBI's taxonomy places the organism in Eukaryota, Fungi, Basidiomycota, Ustilaginomycetes, Ustilaginales, Ustilaginaceae. Bases 1 to 1329 code for a protein of 442 amino acids.
AUGGUUUUAACAAGAUCUCGCUCGGCGACCCCGGCCAAGUCUAUCGCAGCUUCGUUUGGCUCCUCAAGCAAGGCCUCCAUCGCUGCCAAGGCUGCGCCGGCCAAACGCGGCCUUCAGCGAUCAGCAACAGAAGGCCAGCUCGAUGUCCAGAGAGCCAUCUCAAGCCCAAGAAAGAGGUCACGGAUCGAAUCGACGGCUGCUUCGAGCUCAUCGAAGCCGAUUGCCAGUCCGAGCAAGUCCAAGGCCAAGGCACCUGAAGAGCCGUUCGUCAUUCCACACGAUGCAAGCGAGGAGGACUGCUUGACGCGGACCACCGUUGCAUUCCCAGCGCUGCCUUUCGACUUGUCAGAUGCCCAAGCACAUCUCUGCGCCGCGGAUCGUCGCUUCGAACGACUCUUCCAGAAAGUGCCCGUCCGCUGCUACGAAGAGGCGUUGGAGCCCUCUACCCCUGAUACCAAGGACCUCAACCUCUUCAAGACGGUGACAACGUCCAUACUUGGGCAGCAGAUCUCAUGGCUGGCCGCGAGGUCCGUUCUUUACAAGUUCUGCCGGCUGUUUGCCCCGGAUUCGAUGCCGGAAAAGCCUGACUUUGUCGGCUUCCCUCGUGAGCAAUGGCCGUUCCCCACGCCAUUGAUGGUCCUGCGCACGCCGGAUGCAGACCUUCGGGCUGCCGGUCUCUCGUUCGCCAAGAUCAAGUAUGUCAAGGAUCUGGCUGCAAGAUUCGUAGACGGUCGAUUGGACAUUCGGCAGAUCCUCGACUUGGACGACGAAGAGGCGUGCGUCACGGAGCUGAGUAAGGUCAAAGGUGUCGGUAGGUGGACGAGCGAGAUGAUUCUCAUGUUUGCCAUGCGAAAACCGGAUAUUCUUCCAUGCGCAGACCUCGGCGUACAGAAGGGGAUGCUCAAUUUCUUCCUCAGCGAUGCAAAGGGGCCCAAGAUCAGCAUCAAGAAGCGGAAACCUGGAGAGGAGGAGCCGGAGGACGAUGCGCAGGACCAGAAGAGCAAGGACCGCAGACGUGCAGCCAAAGAAGAACAAGGACCAUUGGAGCCUACUGAAGAAAGAGGGGAUCAAGUUCCGCUUCUUUCCCAAACUGAAGUGAUGCCAAAGCCCGAGCCUGGCUUCAAACAAGCAAAUCCGGAGGCAUCGCUGGAUCAUCUCAUCACCGACGAACACGGACUUUGCCGACAGGUUUUGCAGUCCCGAGCCAAGGGUAACAAGGUCAAAGGCGGACAGUACCUCACUCCGGACGAGAUGAAGGCUCUCGCAGCGACCUGGUCGCCGUAUCGCUCUGUUGCCUGCAUGUUCAUGUGGGCCCUUGUCGAUACUUGA